UACAAAACAACCCCAAAGCGGCAUCGCGAAUCAGUCGCAAAAAAGUGUCCGUCGCCAGAACGCCAGAAAAACAGCAAAUAAUUCAACACGAAUUUCAAAUCAAAUUUCAGACCAAACGCCAAACAAGAACCAAGCUGCCCCAACAAGGACCUACGACUUCUCCGCAUCUCCUCCACCUUCCUCCAUUUUUUUCAAUCAAUCCAUAAAAACACAACAACAACAACAAACAACAAGAAUCCCGAAAAUCCAGGUUAAUUCCAGGAUAGCACGGUGACGAAAGCAGGCGAGCGGUAGCAGGAGUGUGAGCGAGAGAGCGUGCGAGAGAGAGAAAGAGAGAGUGAGGCAGCAGGAGCAGGAGCAGGAGCAGGAGCAGGAUCCAGGACAAACACAACAAACACUCACACACACACAAACAAAACAAAGAUGUCAUGGAGAUAUGCGCUACUCACCGACAGAUACAGCAGCAGUAUUGGCGACAGAUAUAGUCCCCACUACUAUCAGUCGCCCAGCCGCUUGGAGACCUCCGAACAGACCACAGGACGCCAGUUGCAGCGAGUCCUUCACUAUUCGAUGGCUCCUAGCCGGGCGCUGCCGGGACUGAGGCGGGCCGAGUGCGCCAUCCACGAUGUUGACUGUGAUGAGGUCUACCCGGGCAUCUACAUUGGAGAUGCUGCGGCGGCCAAAAAUAAAACCUAUCUGAGAUUGAUGGGAAUUACCCAUGUCCUGAACGCGGCCGAGGGCUGUCGCUACGGCCAGGUGGACACUGGCCACAGUUACUACAGGGACAUGCCCAGCAUCAGACGCAACCAUAAGGACUGUGUUUUUAGGUACAUGGGCUUCCCCAUGAUCGACGCCCCCACGACAGACAUCUCCCGGUACUUCUACGUGGCCUCCAAGUUCAUCGACAGCGCCAUCAGCAGCGGCGGAAAAAUCCUGGUGCACUGCUUGGUGGGAAUGUCCCGCUCGGCCACCUGUGUCCUGGCCUACCUGAUGAUCUGCCGGAAAAUGUCCGCCGUGGACGCGAUACGCACGGUCCGGAUGCGGCGGGACAUUCGUCCCAACGACGGAUUCCUCCAGCAGCUGGCCGACCUGGACAUGGAGCUCAAGCGCAAGAACCUGUAUCCCUAUUAGGACGAAAUAUUUUUGGCUAAAAAAAACGAAAGCAAACCAAAGAUCAAAAAAAAAGGACAAGAGGGAGAAUCUUCAGGGGGAGCUUUGUAGGGCGGGGGGAGGGUGGGAUUUUUGAUUCCCCAUCGAAGGAAAGAAGGGGAACUUUGGAUCUAAACCAAAAAUAAAAAAUUGAUCCAACAAACUAACCAACAAAAAAAAAAAAUAAAAAAAAAGAUUUAAAUGAAGCGUUGUUCUAAACAAAAAUAAUAAGAUAUUGAAGCCGAAAAGCUAACGACUUAUAAUGGUAACUUGGUCUUCUGAUCUGAUAUAUAGAGAGAUAUGUUCAUCCCAGAAAUGAGAAUGAAAAUGAGAAUGAUAAUGAAAUUAUAUAAUCACCGCAUAUACCCAUAUAUACACAGUUAUAUACACAAUUAUAUAGAAGGGAGGGAAUCAAGUUAUCACUGUCACUGUCUCACCAUACACUGAAAGAAACACUUAGCGACCUAGAUUGUUAGAGCCACGAUCGAAGCAAUAAUACCAGAUCCCAGAUCUACAUAUAUAUAAUAUAUAUGUAUAUGAGUCGAACCUAUAUACCUUGCCUAUACCCUAGACAUACAGAUUUAUAUACAUGUAUUCCGGAACCACGACUAUACUCGAAUUUUAGUUCAUUUCCGUUUCCGUUUCAGUUUUCGUUUCAGUUUCCGUUUUAAAUCCAUUUCCUAGAAAUUACAUACAUAAGUAUAUAAGAAGUAUAUAAGAUGAGCUGAAUACCUAGAUCGAGAUCGUGUUUACAUUAUAUAUACAUAUAUCCAUUAACUGAUAUAUGAAAACUGUAUACACCUAUACCAUAUAUAUACGACGAUAUAUAUAUACUAUAUAUAUAUAUAUACUAUAUAUAAAACAAAUUCAUAUUUUCUAGAACAUGUAUGGAGUGCAACAACAACAAGUAACUAAACCAAAAAUCAAAUGAGCAAACAACAACUAAAACCAAAACUAAAACUAUGUUUAAGAAACGAUUAAUAAUAAAAGGAAUCAUUUAAAAAAUCAAGAACAAACUGAA
Drosophila ananassae is the source of this 2170-nucleotide messenger RNA. Its product is annotated as dual specificity protein phosphatase 3. Gene Ontology annotation, cellular component: cytoplasm. Lineage: Eukaryota; Metazoa; Arthropoda; Insecta; Diptera; Drosophilidae. Gene Ontology annotation, biological process: negative regulation of MAPK cascade; protein dephosphorylation. The record is from RefSeq and is a predicted model, not a curated record. The transcript has 7 exons. Gene Ontology annotation, molecular function: MAP kinase phosphatase activity; protein tyrosine/serine/threonine phosphatase activity. The coding region runs from base 424 to 1131 and encodes 235 amino acids.